Daucus carota subsp. sativus is the source of this 1598-nucleotide messenger RNA. RefSeq lists its product as uncharacterized. The transcript is spliced from 6 exons. The record is from RefSeq and is a predicted model, not a curated record. NCBI's taxonomy places the organism in Eukaryota, Viridiplantae, Streptophyta, Magnoliopsida, Apiales, Apiaceae. The coding region runs from base 110 to 1447 and encodes 445 amino acids.
CAAUAAAUCUCGAGUCCAUCCACGUGUCAGAAGAAUAUCCUCCUCAUCUCGGAAGUCAUCCAGAAACAACACAAUCCAAGCUGGGCAAGAGUUUUGCAAGUCGACAAUAAUGAGUGCAGCUAUAGCUUCGAAUUGCUGUUCCCUGAAGAACACAGUCGAUUACAAGACGUUUGUUGGGGGUUCCAGAUUAAAGAGGUCGUGCAGUAUUAAUCAUUUUUUAAAACCCACCAAGAAUUCAACGAGAUUUGUGGUCGCUUCUUCAGGCAACACCGAAACUGCUCAGCUCACUCAAGCUAGGGGAAGAUUUUAUUUCAAUAUCACCGGAUUUCCGUUCCCUCUUGGUCCUUUUCUCAAUAGGCGCACUAUCAGGACUGAGGCUGUAAAAAAUGUCAUAUGGCUCUUCGAACAAGAGCAGGCACUGGGAUUUAGCAGUGUAUCAACAAAUAUACGCAUGACUGUCAUCAAGCUUAAAUCUGGAGGAUUGUGGGUCCAUGCUCCAAUAGCUCCAACCAAGGAGUGUAUUCAGCUAGUGAAGGAGUUGGGAGCUCCAGUAGAGUGCAUCAUCCUGCCUACAUUUGCUUACGAGCAUAAAAUCUUUGUUGGUCCAUUUUCCAGAAAGUUCCCUCAAGCUCAGGUAUGGGUGGCACCACGUCAAUGGAGCUGGCCUCUAAAUUUGCCACUUGAGUUUUUUGGUAUUUUUGGUUCCAAAACAAUAAAGGAUGACGAUAUUUCAACUCCAUGGGCUGGUGAAAUUGAGCAAAAAGUUCUCAGUUCUCCUGAAGUUGGAAUUGGGCCAUAUGUGGAGGUUGCAUUUUAUCAUAAGCCCUCCAGGACGCUAUUAGUGACAGAUGCUGUAAUCUUUGUUCCAAGGCAGCCACCAAAUUGUAUUAGUAAGGAAUCACUUUUAUCAUCAGCAAAGAAUGGCUUAGCAGUUAAAAUUCUCAGCAAAGGCAAGGAAGUCUCAGAUGAACCAGUCGUUGACAACAAAAUGAACCGGCAAAAAGGGUGGGAGAGAAUGGUUCUCCAAAUACUUUUCUUAGGACCCUCAAAUCUUCUUGAGCCCAAUUCCAGCUUUGCUCAAAUGUCGCAGAAGUUGAUUGUUUCACCAAUUGUGAAGACAUUGGUUUUCAGCAAAGUUCCUGAAAAGGUGAAAGAUUGGAUAGACGGGAUUGCAAGGGACUGGAGGUUCAAAAGAAUAAUCCCUGCCCAUUUUUCUGCUCCAAUAAAUGCUAGCAGGUCAGACUUCUUAGCGGCCUUUGCAUUUCUCGAUGACCUUCUGGAUGAUCGUUAUGACACUCGUCCGUCACUGUCUCUUCUCUUUGCAUCGCUAAUGGGAAAGGCUGCAAGUUACUUUCCUCCAGAUGACAUGAAAACACUAUCAUCUCUAGAUGAUUUUUUAGUCUCGGUUGGAGCAGUGAAAAAAACUGUUUCUGGUCGGAAGAGAUGAGAAACUAGAAAUAACACAAAUUAGUUUUUCUUGAGCUACUAUAUAUGUACGUAAUACAAAAUAAUAUUAGUAAAAAAAGGAACGCUAAUAAGCAAAUAUAAGAUAUUAGCUUUUAUUAUGUGUGAGUAUAAAAAAUGAAAAUUUACUGUUC